GACUUUUAUAAAAAGCAAAAUAAAAACUCACAACUCUCAUCCGAUCGAAUAGUGGGGAUUAUCAACAUGUCUGUUAGUUGUUAAAUAGCUCCAUGAUAAGUAUUGAUAAUGUUAAACAUCAAGGUAAGUCAAUUUGCUUACAAAAAUUUUCAUAAAUUGUUAUUCCUAUUUCACUCCAUUUUCCAAUACGCGUAUAGGUGCGUAAAACGCGUGACAUCUGUCGUUUUUAGCUGUUUGAUCCUCUUUGAGGCUUAGGCAUACAUUUAUACUCAUACAUUUAUUCUUUUAAAUAAUCUGAAGAUGACGAGGAAUUUUUUUAUAUACUUCUUUCUAGCUUAAAAGAUGUUAGAUAUGUUUUUGCUAAAAUUAUCAAGCACAUAGUUUGUAUUAUUUUUGAAGAAUCUUUGAAUUUCCACUGUGCUAACUAGAUUUCCUAAGAGUGAAACAAAGAAAAGAGAAGGGGAUGCUCAAUUUUUUUGUCCUAUCCUCCUAUAGGUGUCCGAUAUUUCUCCCAAUCCAGUCUAUUUUUCCGACCUAUCAAAAAGAGAUAUUUUCUUCCUUAAGUCUCCAAAGAAUAAUCUAAAGCUGACUGCAGUUAUUCAAUGGCUCAUUAAGUAAAGACAUAAACUGAUAAUACCUUCUAAACCAUAAUAGUAGUAACCCCAAGUGAUUUCUCAUUUCCCCCAAAUGGUUCUCUUGGGUCAACAGCAGGGUAGCGUAAUGUCCCUAACCAGCUCUUUCGCGGAUGAUAUGAAUUUCGCCUCCUUGGGUAGUGAUGGGAGCGUGACCCUCUGGGAUACGCGACUAAAGAAAGCAAUGCACAUGUGCAUCCCCAAUCCUGUGGGCGACGUGGACGCAGGAGAGGUGCUCCUUGUGCCAGAUCGGCAUUUGGCCAUCACACUGUGUGGCAACCUCAUCCAAUUUUUUGACAUACGAACUGAGAUAGGCGUCGUUGCAUCUGAUUCACAUUCCUGUGAAGUUGUGCGUUUUCUUGGAGGUGCCCAUCCGCCGGGUCGGAGUUCGACUCUCAUUGUGGAUGAAGAGGGCUUCAUCAUGCCCCUUGACCUGAUCGCUAUGCGCAAAUCUCACCUUUUGGGUGAGUUUGUUUUUGGGAGGCCUAUAGAGCUCAUUGACGGCGGCUUUGGCUCGUUAUCUAACUAUAGCUCUGGGCUCGGCCUGGUGAUGGAGGGAACUGAGGGGAAAGGCCUUGCCAGAAGGGCUUUAUUCUCGCUCGGCAUGGACGGCAGGGGCUGCCUCCUCUCAGGCCCUGCACCGACCGAAAGACGUGAUUUUACGUUGGGGUAUCUGGGAAUCGCUGAAGUGUCGACGUUGUUCAAUCCCCCCUUGGCAAACUGCUGCGGCUUUGGUGGAGACGGUCGUGUCGCCAUUGGCCGGGCGGAUGGAACCUAUAUCGUUUGCGAAGUGACGGAGGGAGAAGGCGUUGAGGAGCUGAUGACAGCACCUGGGCACGCGGUUAACGGCCUAUGCCAUGUUGACUUCCUCUCCAACGGCUCCCUUUUGACGGUUUCUCUGUGUGGGCAGAUCACGGUGUGGGAUGUACCGAGUUUUUUGCUAGGUGACGAUAAUGCGGAAACCGAUGGGGAGCUCCCAAAGGUUCAAUGCGCACUGGACCACCGGGAGUGUGCAGAAUCCCCAACGUCCGUGAUAAAUUGUGCGUCUGCGCUGGGCAGCGUAACUCUUUUGACAGGAGACGCGGAUGGGCGUGUAGUGAGCAGCAACCUGGAGGAGUGUUAG
Molecule: messenger RNA, 1755 nt
Organism: Phytomonas sp. EM1
Lineage: Eukaryota; Euglenozoa; Kinetoplastea; Trypanosomatida; Trypanosomatidae
Source: the annotation of a GenBank genome assembly